UCGAAACACGUACCCUAAUCUAACCACUGUUGGUUGCUUCCAUGGCUUCCCCGCGAUCCUCCUACGGCUCAUCCGAGGAAGACGCCUCCUCCGACGGUUGUGACCACCAAGUUGUGGAGAAGCCGCCUGUACAGCAUGACUCCUCCGACGGAGAAGGAUCGGAGGAGGAGGAGGAGACGGAGCAUGAUGAAGAAUCGUCGGAGGAGGCGGGGGACAAUGUGUUGCCCGACGACAAUAGCCUCCACCAGCCGCCACUGCAAGGCGACACGGUCCCAGAUUCCGAAUCUGAGUCCGACAAGUCGCCGCCCAGGUCCCAACCCAAGAAGAAGGCCCUGGAUGCCCAACCUGUCGAGCCCAAAAGGAUGAGGACGGCCGAGUCGCCGCAGCCGAGGAUGCAAUCUGAGGUUGCUGAAGUUGCUCUGAUUAAGAGCGAUGUGGAGAAGGUAUUCCAAGACAAGAUCGAUUCUUAUGGGCACCUUGGGCAAGAGGUGUUGGCCCUAGAGGAGAAAUAUCCUGGGUUCUUCAAGUCUCCCUUCAUGAAGCUUCCUGAAGAGAAGGCCAGGACACUCAAUGCCAAACUUCAGAAGCAACACCUUGCAAAACUAAAGGCAUCGAUGCAGCUGGGUAUUAUCAGAAAGGAGGUGGCAAAUUCCCUCAUCAAUUUGCUCGACUGAAGUCAUGAUAUAUAUGUGUAUAUAUAUAUAUAUAUAUAGACCUGGAGCGAGCCGGAAAUGCGUUCAGUUUGUAGGUGUUAAGAGACAUUAUCAAGAAACAUAAGGAAGACAACAGAAGUGGGACCUAUUAUAUUGAGCCACAAUUCGCUAGUUGGUUAUUUCGGUUUCAGUUCUGCUCAGUUUUAUAUAUACUCUAUCUAUGUUACUACCGGUGUUAUCGAAUUUUGGUUCA
This is a messenger RNA of Triticum dicoccoides, 906 nucleotides long. RefSeq lists its product as uncharacterized. The transcript has 2 exons. NCBI's taxonomy places the organism in Eukaryota, Viridiplantae, Streptophyta, Magnoliopsida, Poales, Poaceae. The record is from RefSeq and is a predicted model, not a curated record. The coding region runs from base 42 to 674 and encodes 210 amino acids.